Molecule: messenger RNA, 2957 nt
Organism: Peromyscus eremicus (cactus mouse)
Lineage: Eukaryota; Metazoa; Chordata; Mammalia; Rodentia; Cricetidae
Gene: Tac4
Product: tachykinin precursor 4
Exons: 5
Coding region: 2091-2555 (154 amino acids)
Source: RefSeq, a predicted model, not a curated record
UCUCCUCUGGUGGCCUUGUCCUCCUUCUGGCUUCGGUGCCCCAACCCAGCAGCCUCCCGAGCCUCACCGUCGCAGCGAAAGGGACUCAUCGGCCAGGGCCUCGCCCGGGUGGCCGAGGACACCGGGCGGGGCUGCGAAUCGGGUCGCCGGGCCUUCCAGCCCCAGCCUGACCGCAAACCUAGGGCGACGCUGCAAAUAGCCGCGGUUUCCAGCUGGUGCCCUGCUUCCCUCUCGGCCUUCCGGACCUUUGGGGUUUUCUCUCUCUUCUCUCCGCCCUCUCAUCUGCCCGAUGCCUCCCGCCUCGUCCACACAGUGCGCCCACCACAUCCUGCCCCAGGCACGGUGGCUCCUUCGCCAGCGAGGUGGGGAGCCUCAAGACCAGGGCUGAGGCCCAGGCUUCCUCUGUGCCUGCGAGCACUUUACCCAGUCAUUCAUGAACUACUCGCCCCACCCUAGGAGGUUUGCAGUCAGGGAAACUGAGGCUCAUAAACUCCUCACGGUCUAAGGUCAAUCUGUCUCUGCCUGCAGUGGGAAGGCCAUCUUCCAUGUCCAGGCCAUCCUGCAACCCCUAAUGGCGCUGGAAUCCAGAAUACUCCUUUGGAUCAAGCCUGACCUACCUGUUUCCGCAUGUGUAUAAUGAAGAUGGAAAAGUGGUACCUGUGAGGAAGAAUGUGUUAAGGAAGAUAAUGAAAAGCCCAAAACAAGAGGGUGGAGGUAUUGGGUGUCUUGCCCAUGGGGGCGCUGAGUAAAAAAGACAGGGUGACUUCCUGUGAUGGAAUGAACCAGGAAAUCUGCAUUUUAGCGUGUGCUGGCAUUCUGAAACAAUUCCCAUUGCAACCCACCAGAGAUUUCUGGUGAUGAAGUCAGGCACAGUGUCUUCAUCAUCUUCCCAUGCAGUCAAUAAUAGUAAUAAUAAUAGCCAGGCAUGGUGACACAUGCCUUUAAUCUCAGCACUCAGGAGGCAGAGGCAGGAGGAUCCCUGAUUUCAAGGCCAGCCUGGUCUACAGAGCGAGUUCCAGGGCAGCCAGGGCUACACAGAGAAACUCUUAUCUCAAAAAGAAACAAAAGUAACAAUACCAAUAGUUAACAGACAUUAAAUAUUUACCUUUCCAUACUCUGCUGAAUGUUCCACAUGCAUUAUGUCGCUUCAUCCUCAGCCUUGUGUUACCCAGGAGGGUCCUAUGGUUUACAGGGGUUAAGUUAUAGCCAGAGGUCACAAAGCUAUCCAACGUUGAUGCUCCAAGUGGACCCUGGGUCUCUGACCACAGGGCCCUGGUUCCAGAUUGACAGAUGACAGACAGAUGGAUGGCCAGGCAGAGGGAGGAGCUGAACAGACAGGGACUGAGCUUGGAGUUUGGAGAAAGAAGAGGGACAGGGAGGCACACGGGCUACAAGUAGAGGGGACAAGUGUGGUGCAGUGGUAGAAGGUCAUUUUGGCAAUAGUGGGACAUCACUGAGGGUUAAUGGCUGAUGUUUGGACUCAGAGGCCAUUUUCUGGCAAAUCUCAGUUCCCACUUGCAAGAAGCCUGGCUUCUUUAACGACUGGCACCUCCCAGGGCAAGCAGUGUGCUCUAAGCACACACGGAGGCUGUGGAUGGGCAGAGUGCAGAGAGAGAAGAGAUGGAGAGGGAGUGGUGGAUGGGCAGUGACAUAUUGGCCAACCUUGAGAGCGCAGGAAGGGAAGCGCCAUACAGCUCACUUCCCAUUUCCAGCGACAGAGACACUGCCCUAGGGGUUGUCCCUGGCAAGCUGCAAUCUCCAGGCCCCACAUACGAUGCCAUUGUGCACCUGUCACAGGAGGGAACUCAGCCAAAGGUGAGGCUGGCAUUGCAUCGGUGUUAAGCCUGGGGAUCAAAUGUUGGGGGUGGCUAUGGGGAGGUCUAGGCUCUUGAUGGGAUUGGCUCAAGCCGCCAGGAAGAGAGACUGUUAGUGAAGCAGACCAAAGAUGGGAUUAGCCACAGGAAGGAAGCAGAGGAGCCGGGAAGCCUGGAGAACACGGGGAGAUUUCCACCCACACGGGACUGCUGAAGGAGGUGGCAUCAGGCUGAGGGGCUUCCUGGACUCCCCGGACAGAGCAGCACUUGCUCACCAUGCUGCCCCUCCUUGCCCUGUGUCUCCUGAUUGGGCCGUCAGUGUGCAGGACAGCAGGGGACAGAGAGGAACGGACACUCGGCACAGAAGCAGAGUCCUGGGUGACCGUGAACCUGAAGGGAAUCCCUGUUGCCAGCAUUGAACUCCAGCUUCAGGAGACAAAGAGAAGCAGAACUCGCCAGUUCUAUGGCCUGAUGGGGAAGCGGGUGGAGGGGAUACGUCCGAUUCAGCCAAGGGAAAGAAUGGGGUAUCAGCUGGGACGAAUAGUGCAGGACCUCCUUGGCACGAGAGGUCUGUCCAUAGAAGGAACCUGCAGACAGGAGACACACCACCAGAGUGCAGGGGCUGGAGCAGUGGCCACAGAUGGCCUCCGGAGUCGAAGAGGAAGGCCAGACUCUCUCAAUCACCAGCAACGUGUAGCAUUCUCCCUGGGCACAGAAGAGGAUGACCAGGGUUCAGAGUGAGCCCCAAAGGACACUUCCCCAAUGAUGCCAUGCCCAUCUCUCCCUGAACAUCACAGCUGAAGAACCUCAGGCCAACAGUCCAGUGUCUUCUGUCCUCAGCUCGGGCAUUUCAUGGCAGGCCUGCACCGAACCCUGCAUUUCUUCCAGGACUCUUGACAUCAGGUGGCAAUGGCACACAAAGCAGUGUUGCCUCACAGGCUGGAGUGACCCAGCUCUCCCUUGCGCCCAAGCUCUCGUGCCUAUGUAUUACAGGGUAAGCUUCACACCAUGUAUCCUAUGCCCAACAUACAGUGGGGCUCAAUAAACGAGUGAGCAGUAACGAGUAGCUUCCUCGGCCGUAUAAGGCAGAGGGCAGGAUGUCAGAAUAGCAGAUUAAGAUUACACAGCCCAGGUCCAUCUGCA